GUUGAUUUUAAGAUUACGGGAGUUUUGGCCUUCUUUCGAGGUAUUCAAGAAUCUACAGCUUUGUUUGAGCCCACGACUUCGUGCUCGCCAUAUUCUAUUAUCGGCUUUGAGGUGAUGCAUAGUGUCAGUCGCCAUUCGGCCAAACUUUUGGUUUCUCAUUGGCUGUCUGAGGAAUCUUCGUACAAUUUACCAGGAUACGAUUUGGAAUCCUCAAAAACUGUACUUGUUAUACGAAUGAAAACGCCGGGUGUACUGGCUGGUGUUCCGUUCGUGAACGCCUUGGCUGAGCACCUAGGCUGUGCAAUUGAGUGGCACGUGAAGGAGGGCGAAGUAUUACCCCACGAAAGCUUGAAAGUCGCAUCGAUGACGGGGGCCACUGCUGAUUUGGUUCAUAGUGAGCUUUUAAUAAAGAAUAUACUGUCUCGUGCUUCUAGCAUUGCAACAUUUGCUUCAAGGCUUAAACGGUCAUUGGCUGAUUUCUCAUGGAAGGGGGAGCUUGUAUCUCCGUUUACUCACACUCCAGGCUUUGCUCUUGUUGAGGAAUACGCUAUGUUUGUUGCUGGUGUCCCAAGCUCCAGGAAUCUGUCAUCAGUUCUCUUACCUAUGUCACACAUUGAGGCUGCUGGUGGUGUUGCAAAUGCAAUAUCUGCCAUUAAGACUAAAGCUGGCAAGAACACUCAUGUUACUGUUGAAUGCGGAAGUUUGAACGAGGCAAAAGCGGCGGCUGAAGCUGGAGCUUCUUCUGUUAGGUUUGAAGGGUUGACUAUGAAGGAAUUGGGGAGUUUCUCGGCUGCCUUGAAAUCAGUUUAUUCAUCUCUGAUCAUUGAAGCAUCAGAGAAUUUUGAUGAAACGACUUUGCAUCAAUUCCUGGUUCCGGACAUCGACUGUUUAACGACGGGAAAGAUGUUCAAUGGAUAUCCCAUCCUUGACUUUAUUUUGAAUUACGAAACGGGCAGCUCAGCCUUCAAUACGCCUCUGCACGUUGGAUCGCAUAAGCGGACAAUCAGUAAUUCACGCCAAAUUUGUACUGGCCAUUUGAUGAAAUUGAUACUCGUUCCCGACCGUCUCUACCUUCUCUCCGAUGUGUGCGUUCUAGCAACCGCUGAGUCAGAACAAACCCCUGCCGACAAUGGUAAUUCCAACGUGGGCGAAGAAUCUGGGACUGUUGAUACGGAGCAAAUCAAGCGCUUAAAGUCUGAACCAGAGUCAGCGAAGAGUGGCAGAGAACCCAUCAAGCAGCACAAUUUGGAUUCUGAAAAAAACAAGCUCGCCACGUCUGGGACUAUUAGGACAAGUGAUAAGCUUAAUGGCAAUCUUGUUAGUCCUGCUCCUGCUAAUGCCGUUAAUAGAAAGCAUCUGCAGCAGAAAUCCGACCAAAAUCGAGGCCAGCGCUUCGAUAUCAACCGGCAUUAUCCAAACCCAGGAAAUAGGAGGUCUCAGCUUCACGAUAGAAACGACAAUCGCACGCACACCAACAACUCAGGUCUUUUAAGUUCGCGUCCCGCGGGUGGCAUUAUAACUCGAACCCUACAGUCACCCCAGCAACAGGCAGCAAGUACUUUCCUCCACCAGGCUCGCAUGAUGGCGCUCCUAUCGUCACGGCAAUCAGGGGUCCGUGUGGGGCCACAAUCACCACAUCAAUGUGGUCUUAUUGGAUCUGGUCCGACGUCAGGUCAACAGUGGUCGAUAAUGGGGGGUCCGCCACGCGCUCCCCAAUUUGGCGGUGGAGGGGGUAUUUGUUGUCGUAAUUGUGGAAUGCUGAGCGCUCCCGGUGUUCCAUACUGCAGAAGCUGCAGGGCGCCUAUUCGUUGA
Messenger RNA from Hydatigera taeniaeformis, 1812 nucleotides. NCBI's taxonomy places the organism in Eukaryota, Metazoa, Platyhelminthes, Cestoda, Cyclophyllidea, Taeniidae. The record is from the annotation of a GenBank genome assembly.